CCAACCUGCCUGCUACUUGCAGCUAAAAUACUCCGUUUUGCUCUAGAAGACACCUUGCACAGGGAGGAACCAGAUGCUCGGAUGGGGCCGCUGUGGCACCUUUGUCUCCGGAUUAAUUUAAGUUUCACCUGCAGUUUUUCUCAUCUGCUCAGCGAGGGUUUAAAUCUGUGGAAAUGAGACUCCCAAAUGUGUUUGGCUCUGGCACAGAUGAGUGGAGCUUUGUGAUAGAGCGCUGCUCAGCCCGGUGUGCUGGAUGUCUGUGACACAUCCAUGGGCCAGAAGGACCAUGUGGAGGCGGGAGCGGGCCACAUCCUCGACCUGGGGCCGGACCUGGAGUAUCUCCACGUAGCGGGGGCCGACCGGCAGGCUGGCGGCGUUGACGAACCCCCUGCUAUGGAAAAGCAGGGGGAGAGCUUCACCAAAAACACCACGCUGGGUUCCCCUCCAACGACACUGGCAGAGGAGAGCGGGGGAUCCGAUGGAGAGUGCAAGUUGGCGCAGUCUUCCCAAUCUGCCCCUGUGGUAGGGGCAGAUUCAGACGGAGGAGAGGUCACGUACACCUGCAGUAAAAACACCCACCAGCCGCUGUGCCGCACACAAUGUGUGGAUCUGGGCACAGAGGGGCCUCCCGAGCCUGCCCUCUCAGGGGAACCCGAGCAUGAAUCGCCUGAGCCUCCAUCCAACACCACCACAUCAGAGCCAGAGCCCAAGCCAGGAGGGAAGGACUACCAGGCCAAGCUGGAGUUUGCCUUGAAGCUGGGCUACUCCGAAGAGACUGUGCGACAAGUUUUGUCCAAGCUUGGACCCGACACCCUCAUCAACGACAUACUUGGCGAACUGGUCAAACUGGGCACCAAAUCUGACAGCGAACAGCCAGCGGGAGUAUUGACCUCUACCUCAUCAUCUUCAUCUUUGUCGUCUUGCGGCUGUUCUGAUAUGCUGGAUGGCCAGAGAUCGGACUCUCCGUUACCCUCAGAGUCUUUCUGCGACCAGGACAACCUGCGGCCGAUCGUGGUGGACGGCAGCAACGUGGCUAUGAGUCAUGGGAACAAAGAGGUGUUUUCCUGUCAGGGCAUCCAGCUGGCUGUAGACUGGUUCCUGGAGCGUGGUCAUCAGAACAUCACAGUUUUUGUGCCUGCUUGGAGGAAAGAGCAGUCCCGCCCUGAUGCUCCAAUAACAGAUCAGGAGAUCCUGCGGCGCCUUGAGAAGGAAAAAAUCCUGGUCUUUACCCCGUCGCGGCGCGUCCAAGGUCGCCGCGUGGUUUGUUAUGACGAUCGCUUCAUCGUCAAGCUGGCGUAUGAGUCAGACGGCAUCAUUGUCUCCAAUGACAACUACAGAGACCUGGCUAAUGAAAAGCCUGAGUGGAAGAAGUUCAUCGACGAGCGGCUGCUCAUGUAUUCCUUUGUUAAUGACAAAUUCAUGCCUCCAGAUGACCCUCUUGGACGCCAUGGCCCCAGCCUGGACAACUUCUUAAGGAAAAGGCCCAUCAUGCCUGAGCAGAAGAAACAACCCUGUCCUUAUGGAAAGAAGUGCACGUAUGGCCAUAAGUGCAAGUACUACCACCCUGAGAGAGGAGCUCAGCCUCAGCGCGCCGUGGCCGACGAGCUGCGUGCCAGCGCAAAGAGCUGCGUCCCCUCCAAGAACCAGGGGGAUGCUGGACUGGUGAAGAGUCACAGUGUGCCAGCUGGCACCAUUGAGGCAAAGAAUGGUGCCCAAAAAAGGCAGUCGGAUCCCAGCAUCCGAGCUCUGUCGUACAGUGAUGCUGAGGAGAAGCUACUGGCAAAAACUAGGGUAGAAAGCCAGAAGAGCAACAUAGGUGGAAGCAGUAGUAGCAGCUCUAGCAGCAGCAUUAGCUGUAGUGGUACUUUAACCAUUUCUCCAGCGCUGGGAGGACCCUCAUCUGGUGUUGGCCUUCUGCAAGACCAACAGUCCAGAUCAGGUACACAUCUACCAGCCCCCAGCCAUGAUCUCUACCCUCACUGUGAGUCUUCAGACUUAAGCUACUACUCUGUAACACGGGCCUACUCUGGCCUGAGCCUCUCCUCCCGACGAAGCCCGGACUGCCGCUACCCCAACGAUCCGGACCUGCGGCACGGCUCGAUGGGCUCAGCGGGUUCUGAAUGUGGGAGUGAAAGCAGCGUCAGUUGUGGCAGCAGUGACUCUUACAGUGACAGAUCCUAUCCUGGAUGCCCCCCAGAUCCUUUAUUAGAAGAAAGCGUUCAUUUCCCCAACCCCAACAGCCGCCACUACCCUCAUCACAUCACUUCUAACCAUGAACUCUGCAGUCUUCACGCCGCUGAUUACUCAAACAUCAAACACAACCACACCUCUAAUCCAGGAGUUCAUUCAUACCAUAUGAGUGCUUCAUGUGGGCAAAGCUGUGUUCAUGAGCAGCCUCCACUGGAGCCUAAGCGGCCCCUCUACCCCCUGCCUCCUCACCUCCAACACCAGCCCCUUGCUGCCCGCUCCAGCUGCCCCGGGGACUACCACUCUCUGCCCCAGUCCCACCGUCAGCCCCCUGGCUCCCCCAUUGGUCGCUGCCUGGCCCCCACACGAGCUGAAAGUGUAUCUGACUCACAUCUGUACGAACACCUCUCUGCAUCUCACCACCACCAUCGAUCGAAAGCUCUGCCCAGCUGGGAAACCUACUACAGACAGCCUUCAAUGCCUCCGUCAAGGUACGAGCCGUCAGCCUAUCAGAGUCUGCCUGAUACGCACCAGUCAUCUUGGCACGCCCCACCGUGGCCUCCAGACGGCUACAGCCAGCACCACUCGUCUCACCCAGCUCUUCACCCAUCCCCAACACGUUACCUAAGCCACCCGCCCCCAGCUCUCUCUCCCCACCCGCCUUAUCCCCCUCACAGCUCCCAUCUCGCUCAUCCCUCACACCCUCCUCCUCCGUAUGUGCCGCAGCACUCUGACUCCCCUGUGCACGGGUGCUAUGAAGACAUGAGGGAGAAGGUGUACGUAAACCUUUGCAACAUCUUCCCCUCAGAGCUGGUGAGGCGUGUGAUGACCAGGAACCCCCAUGUCACGGACCCCCAGCAGCUGGCUGCCGCCAUCUUGGCAGAGAAAGCUCAAAGCGGCUACUGAAGAAACAUCUGCCAUCUGGACAAGCAGACCGCAUAAGUGGUUUGCAUUAAAAGCGGCUGGAACUUUAAGAGAUGCGGGUAAAAUUUUAAAGAAAUGGCUUCAAGAUGAUAAUUAAAAACGCAGCUUUGUUCUCUGCAGCAACAGUCAUCACCGAAAAUCUAUGACUAACUGAAAAGCACCUCUUCUUUUGUUGUUCAUUUCGACACAGAUGAGUUUUUAACGAGCAUACACAUGCAACACAGCCCGAAGGAAUCUUUUUGCUUUUCCAUCCAAAUCAUAACUUUCCCAGCUGCUACAUUUAGAACUAUAAUGAGCAAUUAUUAAACAUGUAUAAUACAUGUGUGUAGUAUACUCUGACUUUACCUUUUAUCACAAAUCACUGUUUUAAUGUUUUCUAGGAUGUUAAACCACAAAUUUCCUCCUUUUACAUACAAAACUCAUUAGACACAGGGUUCCUACGCAACAAGCUGGCAUUUUUUGUCUGUACUGAAUUGUGGUGACAAGAAACUAUAUUACCAUUAAUGAAUUUAGUCAGGUGAGAAACUCUUUGUAGUUUCUUUCCAAGGAGCUAUAAACCCUAAUGUUCAGUCCAAUCUGGGAAACACUUUAAUUUGCAAUAAACCUAACAAGGUCCUCUAGAUGUCAUAUUUUCAAAGAUGUGGGCUGCCACCGACAUGGAUAAGAAUUUGCUUUGACUAAAUCUGGAGCCCUACGAGGCCGUUUAGAGGGACCUGCAGAAAGGUGGUUGUUUAGAUUAAAGGAAAUAACGUAUUUUAAAAAUGCUUAGAAACCAUGUAUUUACAUAUUAGUGAUCUUUAUGCUACAUUUCAUUCUCUGGUAUUAUGUCAAACUACAUUGGUCUGUUUAUUGUGUCAAUCCUUUUGUCUGUGUAUGUUUUGUGCUGGGCUUUUUCCAUGGUUGUAAAAAAAUAUAUGGGUGUUUAAAAAUGUCUUUUUAUUGAGACGACAGUCUUUUUGGUCAGAGUUGUAAGCCGUAGAGAUGGGUGACCCUGUCCUGUGUACCUUAGUUUUAGUAAGGGACAUCUCUCUCUCACUCUCUCUAAGCUUUUAAGUUUUGGGCCAACUCUGAUUAUCUCCUUCAGGUCAGAUGCAUCACUGACAGCAAAAUGUAAAUAUAUUUAACCGUUUCCUCCGCUAAGCUUUCUGGGCAGUAGAGUCUGCUGUCGUCUGGAGCAGAUCUCAGCUGAGUUCACACUAGAAGGAGAAAAACCCUGUUUGAUACAAAUUGUAUCUUGAACUAAGUCGCUGAUGAUAAAUGCAGUACAUGGACUUGUUGAUGCGUGUCUCUUGGUGUAUUGCUCUAUGACGAAGUGCACUGAUAACCUCCGUUUCAUUCACAAUCCUACAACUUUUAUUCUUAAAUAGCUUUGAGACAAUUCAUUUGAAUAUAUUUUUUAAUAAUAGUGGUGGACCUACUAUGUUUAGGUAUCAACUACUUUAAAAGUUUUCUUUGGGUUUAGCUGGCUUAUUGCUGUUAUUGGCAACACUGGUAAAGAUGUGUAAAAAAAAAAUGUAUUGCAGUAACAAUCUCAUAUUUGUAAAACAUAUUGCUGUUUAAGUUCAUCUUUUAUAUAUCCGUUAUAAGCAUUAUUAUUAUUAUUAUUAUUUAUACUUCCAUUAUAUCAUUGAUUACAGUAUUGAGUCAUUUUAAAUGACUAAAAGAAGACUUCCUGUUUUCAAGGUAUAAAUGUGACGUGACACUCUUCAAAAUGGGAAAGACAGGAAAACAUGCCAUGAACGGUUAUGAGCCAGGAAGAUAGCUACUCACCAAAGCUAGCUCAUUGAGAAGUUUAGCACCCAUAGAGCAUUUUACACAUCUAUACCAGGGUGGGCAAUAACAGCUGAAGCUGCUGAAAAUAGCCAUUAAGGAAACGUUUAGUGAACGACAGCCUGAUUUUACUCUGAGGUUGGGGUCACUACCUUUUUUAAAUCUCCACUUAUAUACAUCAGGUCUUUUCAGUCCUACGAGGUAUAAUAAAAUAUAUUACUGAUUUCUUCCAAGUCAGGAAUUCAGUGAACUUCAGUGAUGUUUAAAAUAAUAUUUAGGCGAUAUCCCUCAUCUGUCAUGACUACACUUUUAAAAGUACACACUAGACUUAUUUAGGAACUGGUUUUGAUUUGACCCUCUAUUUGGGGCAGACAGGAUAAUAAUUAUGAAGUUCUCUAAAUUCCAAGGGGAAAAGGCUUAAGAUCCUCUAUUUUCUCUUAAGCAACAGGAUCAUUUAAUGUUCACAAAAGGUUCAAUUAUUCUGUCCUGUAAUUUUUAAGGGACAUCAAAUUUAAAAUCACAUUUGAAGUUCAAAAUGGCUAUCAAGGAGGUUAACUUGAGUGAACUUGUGGAUUGACAGCCAGCUCCAUAAAGCCUGGUGGCUUGUUUCCUGUACAACGCGACAUGUUGUACAUAUAAGUUUAAUUGUACAAUAAUGUUGAUGAGAGAGAAUUAUUUGUGUUUAUUGAAGAAGCGCCUUCUCUCCGGCCUCCUGGCACUGUGUGUCAGUGUGGCGAGUGAGCGUGGGCCCAAAGUAAUGCCUCUUCGUGGCAUUGUGCUUAUGACACAUCCGAUACUCUGAACUAUGUUCAGCUAACUAUUAUGCAUGAAGUUUUUUUUUUAUUAAUUCUUAGUUUUCUGCAUGAGUUGUAUUUAAUGCUUUCGCCUUGCUAUUCUAAUACGAUGCUAGUAACAGAGACGCCUGUAGGUUUAAAUGUUCACAGAACUGGUUUGUUCCCUUGCUUGUAAAUUUUCUGAGCAGCGACAAAAGUACAAGAUGCUUUCUUUAUAUAUAGUUUACGCUAACCACGAAGGGGAUUUCACGUCCUCUCCUCUAUCCUGUGGUGACAUCUGGCCUGUAAAUGUUUUAAAACUAACCUGGAGGAUAAUAAUCCAGUUUCAUGUUUUUGUCAAACUAACUGUAAUUACUUGAACUGCAAUUGUGAUUGUUCAAUAAAGGCAAUGUGCUGCUAUAAAA
This is a messenger RNA of Girardinichthys multiradiatus, 6079 nucleotides long. RefSeq names its product probable ribonuclease ZC3H12C. The transcript is spliced from 6 exons. NCBI's taxonomy places the organism in Eukaryota, Metazoa, Chordata, Actinopteri, Cyprinodontiformes, Goodeidae. The record is from RefSeq and is a predicted model, not a curated record. Bases 271 to 3093 code for a protein of 940 amino acids. Gene Ontology annotation, molecular function: mRNA binding; RNA endonuclease activity; metal ion binding. Gene Ontology annotation, cellular component: cytoplasmic ribonucleoprotein granule; nucleus.